This is a messenger RNA of Lemur catta (Ring-tailed lemur), 2789 nucleotides long. It is a transcript of the gene SORT1, whose product is annotated as sortilin 1. Gene Ontology annotation, biological process: Golgi to endosome transport; vesicle organization; endocytosis. The coding region runs from base 47 to 2542 and encodes 831 amino acids. Gene Ontology annotation, cellular component: membrane; Golgi apparatus. Gene Ontology annotation, molecular function: protein binding. Lineage: Eukaryota; Metazoa; Chordata; Mammalia; Primates; Lemuridae. The transcript has 20 exons. The record is from RefSeq and is a predicted model, not a curated record.
CGGGCGCUCGGGCGGCAGGUGUCAGCGGCGACGGCAUUCGGCGGCGAUGGAGCGGCCCCGGGGAGCUGCGGCCGGCUUCUCGCGCUGGCUCCGCGGCCUCGGCCUCCUCUUUCUCCUGCAGCUGCGGCCGCCGGCGACUCUCGGUCAGGACCGGCUGGACGCGCCGCCGCCGCCCGCCGCGUCGCUGCCGCGCUGGUCCGGGCCCGUCGGGGUGAGCUGGGGGCUGCGCGCCGCCGCGGCCCGGGGCCCGUUCCCCCGCGGCGGCCGUUGGCGGCGCAGCGCGCCCGGCGAGGACGAGGAGUGCGGCGGGGCCCGGGACUUCGUCGCCAAGCUGGCCAACAACACGCACCAGCAUGUGUUUGAUGACCUCAGAGGCUCAGUAUCCUUGUCCUGGGUUGGAGAUAGCACUGGGGUCAUUCUAGUCUUGACUACCUUCCAUGUACCAUUGGUAAUUAUGACUUUUGGACAGUCCAAGCUAUAUCGAAGUGAGGAUUAUGGAAAGAACUUUAAGGACAUUACAAAUCUCAUCAAUAAUACCUUCAUUCGAACUGAAUUUGGCAUGGCUAUUGGUCCUGAGAACUCAGGAAAGGUGAUAUUAACAGCAGAGGUGUCUGGAGGAAGCAGUGGAGGAAGAAUCUUCAGAUCAUCAGAUUUUGCAAAGAACUUUGUUCAGACAGAUCUCCCUUUUCAUCUUCUCACUCAAAUGAUGUAUAGCCCUCAGAAUUCUGAUUAUCUUUUAGCCCUCAGCACUGAAAAUGGCCUGUGGGUGUCCAAGAAUUUUGGGGGAAAAUGGGAAGAAAUCCACAAAGCAGUAUGUUUGGCCAAAUGGGGAUCAGAAAACACCAUCUUUUUUACCACUUAUGUGAAUGGCUCCUGCAAAGCUGACCUUGGGGCUCUGGAAUUACGGAGAACUUCAGACUUGGGAAAAACCUUCAAAACCAUUGGCGUGAAAAUCUACUCAUUUGGUCUUGGGGGACGUUUCCUUUUUGCCUCUGUGAUGGCUGAUAAGGAUACAACAAGAAGGAUCCAUGUGUCAACAGAUCAAGGGGACACAUGGGGCAUGGCCCAGCUCCCCUCUGUGGGGCAGGAACAAUUCUAUUCUAUUCUGGCAGCUAAUGAUGACAUGGUAUUUAUGCAUGUAGAUGAACCUGGAGAUACUGGAUUUGGCACAAUCUUUACUUCAGAUGAUCGAGGCAUUGUCUAUUCCAAGUCUUUGGACCGACAUCUCUACACUACCACAGGCGGAGAGACAGACUUUACCAACGUGACCUCCCUCCGUGGAGUCUACAUAACAAGUGUGCUCUCGGAAGAUAAUUCUAUCCAGACCAUGAUUACUUUUGACCAAGGAGGAAGGUGGAAGCACCUGAGAAAGCCUGAAAACAGUGAAUGCGAUGCUACAGCAAAAAACAAGAAUGAGUGCAGCCUUCAUAUUCAUGCUUCCUACAGCAUCUCCCAGAAGUUAAACGUUCCGAUGGCCCCACUGUCAGAACCUAAUGCCGUAGGCAUAGUCAUCGCUCAUGGUAGCGUGGGGGAUGCCAUCUCAGUGAUGGUCCCAGAUGUGUACAUCUCAGAUGAUGGGGGUUACUCCUGGGUGAAGAUGCUGAAAGGACCCCACUAUUACACCAUCCUGGACUCCGGAGGCAUCAUUGUGGCCAUUGAGCACAGCAGCCGUCCUAUCAAUGUGAUUAAGUUCUCCACAGAUGAAGGUCAAUGCUGGCAAACCUACACAUUCACCAGGGACCCCAUCUAUUUCACUGGCCUAGCUUCAGAACCUGGAGCUAGGUCCAUGAAUAUCAGCAUUUGGGGUUUCACAGAAUCUUUCCUGACCAGCCAAUGGGUCUCCUACACCAUUGAUUUUAAAGAUAUCCUUGAAAGGAACUGUGAAGAGAAGGACUACACCAUAUGGCUGGCGCAUUCUACAGACCCUGAAGAUUACGAAGACGGCUGCAUUUUGGGCUAUAAAGAACAGUUCCUACGGCUACGCAAGUCGUCCGUCUGUCAGAACGGUCGAGACUAUGUUGUGACCAAGCAACCUUCUAUCUGCCUCUGUUCUCUGGAGGACUUCCUCUGUGAUUUUGGCUACUACCGUCCAGAAAAUGACUCCAAAUGUGUGGAACAGCCAGAACUGAAGGGCCAUGACCUAGAGUUUUGUCUGUACGGAAGAGAAGAGCACCUGACAACAAAUGGGUACCGGAAAAUUCCAGGAGACAGAUGCCAAGGUGGGGUGAAUCCAGUUCGAGAAGUAAAAGACUUGAAAAAGAAAUGCACAAGCAACUUUUUGAGUUCAGAAAAGCAGAAUUCCAAGUCAAAUUCUGUUCCAAUUAUCCUGGCCAUCGUGGGAUUGAUGCUAGUGACAGUCAUAGCAGGAGUGCUCAUUGUGAAGAAGUAUGUCUGUGGAGGAAGGUUCCUGGUGCAUCGAUACUCUGUGCUGCAGCAGCAUGCAGAGGCCAAUGGCGUGGAUGGUGUGGAUGCUUUGGACACAGCCUCCCACACUAAUAAAAGUGGUUAUCAUGAUGACUCAGAUGAGGACCUCCUGGAAUAGCUCUUCAAGAGAGCUGGGACCCAGCAUGGAUGGUAGAACCACAGUACCUCUUACACUCCCUGUGGCUCCGACUUGGGAAAAUAAAUUUCCUGUUGCGAGGGACCCAGCUCUGUUUCUGCUGCUUCCAUCAAAGCCAAAAGGACCUACACUAAAGAAAUGCAGGGUGGGGGUGGGGAACCCUGAGCACUUUUUACAAUUGGCUCCCAGAAGAGGGGAAAAAUUUAAAUUCUUUAACUUUUUAUUUCAA